UAGUGCUUUUCUUAAACUGUUACAUCGGCCGUAUUGGGUCCAUCUAGCCCUACAUCCUGUCUCUGCCUGUAGCCAGCACAGUUGCCUGGAGAGCAGCAUUGCAAUAAGCAAUGGAUGAGAGGAUGCUGGGCCAAAAUAUUUUCUCUGCUUUCUGUGACUGCAGUCGAGAGUGCUUCAAAAUCAGUGGUAUAUUGCCCAAGGAUGGCAGACACACAGGGCUGGCGCCGGGCUGAGUCUGCAGCAUCGGGCUGGAAGGAGGUGUGGCCACACACUGCAUGGAGCAGCAGUGCAGGUUCCAGGUGGGAUCCUUGCUCUGCUCCUUCGUCAUCAGCGUAGUUUGGGUGCUGGGCAGAUGUCCCGCUCCAAAGCCAGAUGUUUGGAGCAUGGCUGGGAAGAGAAUUUGCUUCUCUGAGCUCAAGCAAUAGUAUGAUUUAGGGUUAAUUGAUAAGGGGAUGACUCUAAUGUAAAAUAAUGGUUGUAGUGAGGCUAAAUAAGUUAUCACCUUUUGUAGCCAGAAAACUAUCCAGCUGCGAUGGAAAGCCAAAAUCUGCAGAGGAGAACCAUCCUCCAGAAAUCAUGGGGGCACCAGGUGGUAUCAGGAACUGUUUUGCUCUUGGAGAAGUGCUGGUCCCACUCUUCAUUGCGUUUUCAGGCUGCCACUUUUCUUCCUGAAGGUCCUUAUUCCAGGGGAGGGUGAGGAGGUCACAGGAGUGAACACCCGUGCUGCUGUGAACUUAGAAAGCUUUUCAGUUUGCUAGACUCUGGCAAAAGCCUCUGAUCUGCACUGCACAAUCGAGCCUCAGUUCACGCUGGCGGUGGAGGCCUGUAGCUGGUAACGUGGGCAGCUUCAGGCUGUCCUGAAAGGUUUUGUUCAGCGUGUGCCUCGGCUCCGCUCGCUGGCCCUCGCCUUUCUCAAAAUGUUAAGUAUUCAGCCCUGCUCCACUGCAUUAUCUCACAAAUCUCCUUUUGUUUGGCGCUUUUCUGAAGCGUGCAUUGUGUGCGGUGGCACGAAUGGUGGCUGAGCUGCAUUUGCAGUGUGCUCAGAGGGGCUCUGCGGCACGGCCCGCUGCGGGCUGCUUCGUGCUCGUGCACAGCCUCCUUGCCUGAAACCUGUGAAUGGAAGCACAGAAAUACCACAGCUUUUAUUUGGUGGUGGCUGUGUCAUGCUCCUAUUCCUGGAGCUGUCAGACGGAAGGGAGCUAAUCUGAUAACCCCUAAUACUUUGUCUUCUGUGAUCUUGCUUGAUAGCUGUGCUUUAACGCCCAAUUUCUUAUAGAGUGAGGAGGAAAGGGAAAAAAAAAUCCUGUUCAGGCUCAAAUCCUGUGCAGCCAGGCUGCUGAGUUUUCAUCAAAAGCAGGAAACAGAUGGACAGGCGCAGCUGCAGGAGGUGCUGCAAUUCUGAAAUACUCUCCAGGCGCGUGCAUGCAGGGACAUCAGCACAGCAGUGCUGCUCUGCACCGUGUGGACGGGCGGCCCCACAGCCCGCAGCGCUGCUUCCGAGAGGCACUGCUGGCACAACAUACAGCUCUGGGGCUCUGGGCCAGCUUACUGGAACGGUGUUAAAAUAUGGGGCAGACGGACGCAUCGAAGACUAAGUCUUGUGUUUGUGCAGCACGCUGAGGGCCCUCUCUUGGGGAGCUUCCCUCUGUAUCCUCUCCAGAUGCACUUUCUUACUCUCUGAUGAGUUCUCCUUUGCGAUCUGUACAGCUACAUAAUGAAGGGGUCUUGUGAGCUGACGGAGUCUCAGAGGCAGCUAGAGAGAGCUCUGGGACGACCGUUCUUAUGUGCUGGGUACAGAAGAGCAAAGAGGGUCUGCAGCCAAGCAGUGCCCCAAAUCUGUGUCCAGCCACUCACACAGUCUGAUGUGCAGUCAUUGCUCAAGGGAUGCGCUGUAAAAAUUAGCCUGUAUAUUGUUUGUUGGACUUUUCCUGUUUGCUUGAAAGGUGCAAAUGUUUAGAUCUCUUCCAGGACAGAUCUGAGUUAUUUUCCUCAUUUGGGAGGUUUAUUUUCUUAAGCAGUUCUGUAUUUUUUCUUUCUUUGUAUAGUCUUUUACAGAAAGUAAAGAUAUUUUCUGAGCAAGAAGUCUACAUAAACACAACUGUGUAGAGGGGAGAAUGUGUUUCGCUGCCUGCUUUCCCUUUUCUAAAGACAAAAGAGCCUUAUUGAAACGUGUUUCCUUUCUGUCUGCUAAUAGGUUUGCCUUCCUUCCUCCUAACAACGAGCUCAGCAUUCUCCCAUCCUGUUGGGUAUGAAUUUCAGCCUGGACUGUUUUCCCUGUUGAGGUGUUGAGUCAUUGGCCUUGAAUGGGAGCUGCAGCGGGACUGGGGAAAUCUGUGGCUUGGGAAGUAAGAGGUUGUCCAGCCAUGUGGUGGUAAAUGGGAUGAAUUUUAAAAAACAAGUGUAAGGUGCUAUUCACUUUUGUCUGGGGCUCCUCAUGCUUUUUUCCUAGGUUUAUUUCUGGAUACUUUCUUACAUUAUAGAGCUGGAUACAUUCCAAAACAUUAUGCAUAAAAUGACCCAAGGAAGGGGUGGUUUCCGUCAGUCAAUAGCAGUGUUCCAUUUUAAGCUGUAUCAGGUUGAAGGGGAAAAAAUCCUGUACUGUGUCACUGGAACUCUUUUGUGUCCUGGAGGAAAGGUACUGAAAGUCUUUCUCCAAAGGCUGUGUGGGAAUUACGUCCUGAAGUCUGGAUAUUCUCCAGAGCUUAGUUGUGCUAAUUCAUAGAAAUGCUAAACUCACUAAACUGGACAGCAGAGCUGCAAAUUUGGCUGUAAGUGCAGAUAGUGCAUUGCUUUGUGUGCACUGUGAUUACCAACACUGGGCUGAGGUGCACACUUUGCAAGAGUUAGUGAAAUGGACAAUAAUUAAAGCAGGCUUUGCUAUGUGCAAAACAGGAAGGAGCUAAACAAGUCAGAAGAAAGCUUCCCAUGCUUUUCCCAUGCUUCCCAAGUGUUGCACACUUUUAGUUACACGUUUAGAGAGAUUCGGAAGAGUAGAUUUUGGAAUGGCAUUUACUCUGAUUGUUUGGUUUUCAUGCAAGUGUUUUCAAGAGCACUCAAACACCCGCUAAUGAGGAAAGAGGUGCUCGGAGGUAGGCUACAGAAUUCUGUAGUAUUCCCCUCCUAUGCCCUUUUCAGCACAGUUCUUCAGACAGAAGUAAUGAGAAUUACUUGUGGCAAAUCUAGGGGAUUUGGGAACUUGUCCCUUCCCUACCCCUCAGCUUAAAGCUGUAGUUCCUCUGGAAAUAUUCGCAGAAAGAAAAUCACAAGCUUCUGUGCUGGAUCACUAAUCCGUCUGUAAGGAAAUAGCCAUGAGAGGGACAAAUGCGUCGCUUGAGCACGCGGUGGGGCAGGCCUACGAGGUCUCAUUGACUGCUUGGCUAAUGGCAGCAUACUGAACUGUCAGGCAGGCUCAUUAGGGACAAGCUGCUAAUUCAGUCAGUCAGGCUGCCAGGCUGCAUUGUGCAGAGCUGAGCAGCGUGAACAGAGCCCACAAGCAAAGCUGCUGGAAUCCGCUUUUGUGCUCCCUUUGGACAGCUGUCCUCCCUUGUUGGCUUCUUUCCCCAGUUCUAACUGGCCACGUGGAGUUUUGGCACUGUUCAUGUUGCCUGAAGAUUAAUUGUAGAUUGCAGAAGUAAUCCAACUGGUGCUAACCUCAGUAACCCUGCUUCUCUUCCCAGCUGAUUUUGCAUACAUACCUUUAGUCACAGUGUCAGAGCCAGCGUUAAUUCACUGCGUCUGGUGACUUAAUUGGAAAUUGGUUUAAGCUUUCUCUUUAAACCCUAAUUUGGAAUGCUGUAGGUGUUUUCCUUAUCUUCACUGCUCACAUCUGCUUGGCAGCAUAUGCUGAAGUUUGCAUUUCUUUUCUGCUGUCAAAAGACAACCUUGGUCUCCUGGCUUGAUUUUUCAGUUACGUCUCUCUGGAGCGAUGACAAGACAGAUCUUUAGCUCAGUGACCUGGAGGCACACGAGGGCCUCAUGCCUUCUCAGACGUCACACGAAAAUCUUUCCCAAGAAUUGAAAUUCACCAAAGAACUGCAGGUGAUUUCAGAGUCACCGCAGUAUUUGCCUUGCAAAUCCACCACAAUCCCUGGAAGGACUUGGUACUGAAGUAUAAUGCUAUGGGCUGGCUUUUGGAGCAGAGAAGUGGUGGGGAAAACCCGUCUUGUGCAGCCCACAGGGGCUGGCAUCCUGCUUUUUGUGUGAUGGACCCCUUGGGUGAUUAUCAUGGAAGGUUGAAGAAGGGUAAGAGAUCGUUUCUGGCUCAUAAAGGGAGCAACUAGAUUGUGUCAGUGCUGUCUCUUUCUAAUGUGCAUCAGAAUAUAAAGUUGAUUGAGGAGUUGGAACCCAACAGAGGGUUUUCUGAUUCUCUGCCAUCUGCUUGACUUUAUGACUCCAGCUCCUCUCCCAUUCUUGGGGAUGAUUUUCCCUGACAUCUUCAGUCUUAUUAAAACUUGUUUUUGUUUCUGCCCAGUCUUCUGCCAGAGAAAGGCUGAAAUGGAUAAGUUUCUGGUAACCGUUUUCUGUGUUUUCACCUGAUUUGUCUCAUUGUUUUAAGGCUAGGUCACAUACUUAAGGAUUUCAGAUGCGAUCAGAAAUGAAGCAGAACAAGGUUUCCCAGGAGAUGACUGUGUGUGCUUGUGCAGAACGUGCUUCCCAGGGAAAUGGUCUGCAGAAUUACCUUGCAGAAUGCUGCACAGCUCCAGCACGUGUGUCACUAACUGUCCAUUCACAAUUGAUGAUUUCUCCAGGUAAUGCUCUCCUCCAGCUGUGUCAGGCUCUGUCACCACACUGGGAGGCUGCCCUCCUUCCCAGAAACAACAGUUCCUGCCUCUGCCUGUUCACAUGGAGGGGUAUCUGUGUAAAGCAGUGCUCCAUUCAGGGAAAGGAAGCAGUAUUUUUCUAAGAAUGGAAAAACACUUGCUGUGUGGGAGGGAAAACUUCUUGUGAUCAAGCACUGAGUUUCCUCAAUUCACUUUGUGGGGGGGUUUCUAUUGGAGUAAGGCUGGAGGAGGGAGAUUUGGGAUGAUUCUGGGAAGCUUUGACUCAGAAAGGGGAGAGUGAUUCAUAGAUUUUUAGUGCUGUUAUUUAUUAAAGCCAGAACAGACCAUUGGACCUGGUCUUAUCUUUCCUUUUGAAAAUGCAAAGCACUUAUGUGAUGACCCAAAAGAGUUUGUGGGUUUAAACUUAGGUCUUGUGGCAUUAAAAUAUAAAUCCCAGCAUUGGGAGUCAGCCUACCACUACUUUAAACUAGAUUUGUGGUCAGUUACUUCUGGAGUCGUGAUGGAAGAGUUCGUUCAUUCAAGAGCUGUUCUUUAAUUUUCAUAGGGAAAUGCUGAUUACCAAGGAAAUCAGCUUUUUUAGGAGGAGCCUUUUUCUUCUCCCUGAUUUGGAAAUGCAUAUUUACUUCUCCAUAACUUCAUUGUUAGUACUCAAAAUAAACGAUGAGUUGCAGGAUGUACCUUAGAAAAAAAGAUUUAAGCUCAUCUUUUCCUUUAAGCUCGCCUUACACCAAAGGCUCACACAGCCCCAGUGCAUUUGGAUAUGCUGUGUCAGUGGCUGAGGAAAGCUUCUGAGCUUCCAGCAGUCCUUGGUGGAUCCUGGAGCAAACAGCUUCAUUACCCUCCUGAAAACACUGCUAGCAGGGCAAUCUCAUCAUGCCUAAACUGCUGCCUUGAAUUUUGUUUGUACUGAGGUCAGUUAUGCUAGGUAAUGCCUUAAUCUUGGCAGAGGUAGGGAAUGCAUGCAGAGGCUCUUCAAGAGAGAGAAAUGAUGGAGAAAGGACAAACAUCCAUUGUCACAACAAAGAGGAACUUGGACUUGGAGCAGCAUUUAACUGCAUUGGGGUAAACGAAUCUUCCAGAACUGUGCAUCAGACACUUCAGACAAACACAGCAUCUGUCCUAGAAGGAUUUAAUUAUGUGAAAUAAGCUCAAGAUAAACUGAUUUGUGUCAAUAGCUGUAAUAAACACAUUCUGCAUAGUUAAGAAAUCUCCAAGGCUUUGGAUAAUCAACUGAAAUCUCAAUUCAGUUUAACUCUGAUAAGCAUUUAUCAGUAAUUUUAGACAUUUAGUUGACUUGUAAGCAAUCCUGUAAGAUCACCAAAACCAAUUUCGUGAUUCACAGUUAUUACUGCAGUUGAAACUUUUUUUGCUGAAGUAUCCAGAGUGGUUACAAAAAAGGAUUUUCCUGGGAGUGAUUUUGCUGCCUGGGAAAAAUCUCACACAGGUGCAACCGAUUGGAAAAGCCAGACUACAUUUUUUUUUUGUAAUGAGAAAAGCGAAAAAGAAUCCAACGAAGAGGCAGUGGUGUGUUGCCUUGCCAGCAAGGGAAGUCAAGAAGACUGCAAACUUUAAUGGAAGUAGAAUUUUGGAGGGAGAAAGCUAUAGACUGCUGUGAAAUGUACCCAAAGUUUUCUGGUUUACAGAACCAAUAGUUUAAGAAGCCCACAGAAGUAUGCCAAGAAAAGCUUUCAGUCAGAUAAUCUAACAUGGCUACUGGGGAAUGUUGCACUCUUUUGUGGAGGAGCUGACAGGGGAUACAAGUCAUCUGCCAUGCAAGAAGAUUUGCUUUGCUGUAACCAGUUUCAGCUGCAGCAGCCACCACCAGUUCCUGAUUGAAUGACACCAGUGCCACAGGGAUGGUGACCUUCUUCAGCUGAGAGGAACAGAGUUGGGAAUGAGAACUUGGCAUCCAGCAAGAAGCAUCCAUAGGAGCCUGUUGAAGCAGCCACCUGAAGCACGGUUCUCUGAGCACUUUCAACCUGUAGCCUUGUGUGCCUCAUCUCUGGAUCACCGCUGCCUUUGGGCUUUCUCCUGGCCCUGAGUCAAUCUGCUCGCUGUUAAACGUUCUCCCAUCUGUUUUUGGCUCCACGCUGGAUUUCUGCUGGACCCUGAAAGCAGUGAAUAGUUGUGAAGGAAAGUGAUGCAACUGAAGCCGAAUACAGUUUGAAGAGCCCUCCAUGUGGAGUUGCUGAAUACUGGAAGCUUCCCUUCAGCAUUCGUGGUUCCUUAGUUACUUCAGUGCCCUGGUGCCCCUGGCUGACAAAAGCCAUCUCCCCAGCCAUCCCGGUGUACAAUGGGCUCGUGUUCUUGUUUGUGCUGGCAAACUUCAGCAUGGCUACUUUCAUGGACCCUGGAGUUUUUCCACGAGCAGAUGAAGAUGAAGAUAAAGACGAUGACUUCCGAGCUCCACUUUACAAGAAUGUGGAGAUUAAAGGAAUCCAAGUACGGAUGAAAUGGUGCGCCACCUGCCACUUCUACCGUCCUCCACGCUGCUCUCACUGCAGCGUCUGUGACAACUGUGUUGAGGAUUUUGACCAUCACUGCCCAUGGGUCAACAAUUGCAUAGGACGGAGGAACUAUCGCUAUUUUUUUCUCUUCUUGCUGUCCUUAAGUACGCACAUGGUUGGAGUAUUCACCUUUGGCCUGAUUUUCAUACUGAACCACAUGGAAAAGCUGGGAGCAGCUCAUACCACCAUUACAAUGGCUGUCAUGUGUGUGGCUGGGUUAUUCUUUAUUCCAGUCAUUGGUCUCACUGGUUUCCAUAUUGUUUUAGUGGCACGAGGACGCACGACCAACGAGCAGGUGACAGGUAAAUUUCGAGGGGGAGUGAAUCCUUUUACCCGAGGAUGCUGUGGAAAUGUGGAACACGUGCUCUGCAGUCCUUUGGCUCCCAGUCUCCUCCACCUUCCACUGCAGGGAAGCUGUUUCAUGAUAACUAGGUACAUAGUUGAGCCCAAGAAGAAGCUGGCUGUGAGCGUGAAGCCUCCUUUCCUCAGACCUGAUUUAUCUGAACGACAGAUCACAGUGAAGAUCAGCGACAAUGGGAUCCAAGCCAACCUCAACCGGAGCAAGUCCAAAAUCAGCCUGGAAGGUCUGGAGGAGAAAGGUAUGGAUGUGCAACCACCGCUCCCACCCAAAGGAGAUCAAAGCAAAUACUCUGAGUUAAAAGGGCAGCUGGGGACCAGUGAAGAAAGUGGCCUUUCACCCAAGUUGAUCAGCCCUCCCACACCUGCCAUGUACAAGUACCGGCCAGCUUUCAGCAACAAUCCCAAAGUCCACUACCAUGCUGCUGCUGAGCAGAUCACCCUGCAAGAGGGACACAGCCAGGGGGCUCUGAUAGAAGAGGAUGGCAGGAGCCUUGAUUACCAGUCCGAACCCAGCCUGGACAUCCCCAGCUACCGCAAGAGCUCCCUUCACAAGACCUAUCAGUCUUCCCCACUCCAGAUAGAUUCCUUUGCUAUCAAUUCACGAUCUCUGAGCCUGAAAUCUGCUGGCAGGAGAGGGACAGACAAAGUGCCCCUUCAUCCAAUGAAGUCUGAAGGGGCGGCUUCCACUCCUUACAAAAGCAUCUUUUCUCCCAAUUCCCUGUCGAACAGAAAUGGGAGUCUUUCAUAUGACAGUUUGCUAAACCCCAUGUCACCCUCGGGGAGGAAGUGCGUUGCCCAUUCUGCAGUCAGCUCUGUCGGGUACCACUCACCAUAUUUAUCAGCCAAAAUGUGCCAUCUACGGGGGAGCGAGCUGCAACGCCAACCACCUCAGAGCUUCAGCCCCGUGCUGGGGGGCCCAGCUCCACAUCAGCGAGACCCCUCUCCAGUCCGCUAUGACAACCUCUCCAAGACCAUUAUGGCAUCCAUUCAGGAAAGGAAAGAGAUGGAAGAGAGAGAGAAGCUCCUCCACUCGCACCCUGAUUCCGUGUUUGCAGACUCAGGUGUCUAUGACACCCCUAGCUCUUACAGCCUUCAGCAAGUCAGCACGCUCUCUGAAGACCCACGCAGCAUGGCGAUGAGAUACGGAUCUAGAGACAAUCUGAUGGCUGCUGCCAGUUUUAGCACAAGGAACCCUAUACUGCAGUCCUCAGUGUCUUCGCUCUCAAGUGCAAUGACAAGAGCUCCAAGGACUUCCACAACCUCUCUGCAAGCUGAUUUAGCCAAUAACAAUGUCCAGACGCACCAAGCACUACAAGGCAGGGUGAGCAAUGGCUCCUACAAAUCACCAGGCCACCAGGUCCCAUCGUCCCCCACAGGAAUGCCUAGGUCACCCUCUUAUGGAGGCCCAAAGUCUGUCUCCUUUGUAAACACUGUGGAAAUUACAGAGGUGCAAUCAGUGGGAGCACAAAGGGAUGAUAUACAGAUGAAGACACCGCACAGUAAAAUAAAUGGACAGCCAAAAGGAAUAUCUAGGCUAGGCUCAACGUCAAGUUCCCAAGGAACACCCGUCAGCCCUGCUAGACACUCAAAUGUUAAGAAGGUGUCUGGAGUUGGUGGAACAACCUAUGAAAUUUCAGUGUAAAAUAAAAUUAAAUGAAAACAAAGAGCCAUCCACUCAGCCAGCCAUGAAGCUAGGAGCACUGUGAAGACUCAAAUAACAACAAAGAAGGAGCAGCAGCAGCUGGCCACUCUCCUUUUCUUGUUUUGGAUUCGUUCCGUUUUCAUCUCUAUCUUUUGGCCAAAUAAACAGCUGCAGCCUUAUUCUUGACGGAAUAACAUUGUACAGUCCAUCAGAUUCGUCUUAACCGACAGACAGGAGCUGGCUGCCACCUACCACCCCAACCACAGAGCGGAUUUUUUUAUGCAGGAGAGUGCUAAAGCCAUUGUGCGUCUGUCUGUCCAACAUCGCGUACCAGUAGUGCAGUGAAAAAAUGGUCAGUCCAGGAUCGUUCUGUUUUCCUGUGCCCCUUCCCAGUUCUUCUGGCCAGCCAUGGGUCCAGCAGGAGUCAGAGGUCCAGCUGCUGCUUUUCUGCUGGCGAGGAAAGGGUGCUCCCUGUGCCGGGCAGUCUGCAGGUGUGAGAGCUGCCCUGCGUCUCCCAGGCAUUGCAGGUCAGGUUCUGCUAGGCAGGAGCGUGGCAGGGCACCCUGCACUACAAACGCUGUGUCAUCUUCCAAAGGCUCCCUGCUCCUCAGUCCCAGCUGGGUGCAGGAGAAAAGACAACAGCAGCUUCUCCAGUCUGCUGUUCGCCUUCCCACGUAUGAAAAAAACGUGUGUGCACCCAUGUGUCUGUGUGAUGGGAAAGGACUGCACCACCAGUGAGGAUCUUCCACUCUCACCUCUCAUCCCUGUUUUUUAAAGGCUUCUCUGACUCAGAAAUAAAAUCCAUGUGGACACGAAAGGAAGUGUUCAGAUGGGAACAAGUUCUUAACAGUCAUCAGCUGCUUUCCCUGCACCCUCCCUCUUGCCUGUUGGAUCCAGGCAGUAAGAUGCUUACUGCCGUGCCUGGUGCCCUGUGCAGUCCUGCAGCAGGGUUAGCAUGAGCUGUUGAAUUUACAGUGUGUGUAACUGAGCCAAGCGUAAGUCUAUAGGAUAUAAAUUUGGUGUCUGCCUGAUGACUAGCACAUUCCCUCUGGUCUUCAGUACUGUAAGACAAAGGAUUUUUCUGUUUGGUUUUUGAAUUUUCUUUCCCUUGGGGAACAACUUUUUAAAAUAAUAUCAAUCAAAAUAUUUAACAUUCUGAGGUUUCCUUUCCCUGUCUCCAGAAAACUACAUUUGCUUUGUUGGAUUCAAAGACAACUUUGCUGUUUAAAAACACACAGAAAACGCAAGAAAGGGUUACGCCAUUUUUUGUCUCAGAAAUCAGAACUCUGGUAACUCUAAUUUUGGGACAAAUAUUUAUUUCCUUUUUUUUUCUUUCCGUUCCUGAUCUCCUUCUCAUUUGUACGGAGGUCCAGACCAAUGCUAAGCAGCCAGAGUGUGCGUUCUGUUAAAAAUAUCCUGAGUGACUGUUGCCAAAGUCAGUAAAAAUCAUUAUUUAUCACUGAGCCAGUCAGCAUAUGAAACCUCGACUUUUCACCUCAUUCUCCUGGUAAACAGUUUUGACUAGAGAGCUAAAUUCCUUGUUUUUCAAGAUAUUGGUUUCAAGGGGGUUAAAUCAUUUCCAAUCCUUGACUAUAAAGGAGAACUCUCCAGCUAAUUGGUAGCAAUUCAGGAUGUGUCGAUAACAUUUUACUUGUGUUCAUCUAUGUCGAGAUUAAUUAUUCCAGAAGGCAAAUAUUGACCUCACUUUUGCCUGGUUAAAAUUGAUCUUUUGAUGUGAUAAAUGUUGACAUCUACUGCAAUACAGAGUUACUACAUGCUCCUUUUGUAUCGCAUGAUUUUGGAGAGGAAAACAUAAUUAUGUGUAAAGCUCUAUAUUAUCUGAAGGGAGAAAUCGAGAAAGCAGAGCAGCUGAAAUAGGCCAAAGUUAUGAGAGAGUGAACUCGGAAUCAGUGUGCAUUUCAUGGUCUCAGUGAUAUUUUAAAUGCCUGCUGUAAGGGCAUUGCAGAGCAGAGAAGCAAUUGUCCUUCUGUGCAGUUUGCUGGCAUGUGGAGUAUCACCACUAGUCGGAGGCACCGCGGUGCCAGUCGAGUGCUGGCAGACUGGAUCAGGUACAGAGGGCUGGAAGACUGGACAAGCUGAUAGGAAGAUUCAAGGGGCUAGAAGCGUGUCACUGGCCAAGCAGUGAAUAGGAAAUUGAGUAUGAUAAUUUUACGGAUGUGUUAAUUAAAACAGGUAAAACCAAAGGCAAACCAGAGUUGUUCCCAGUAGCCAAUGGCCAGUCUACAUUCAGAAGGAGGAGUCAAGACGAUAGGGAAAGAGAAAGGGAGUAGUCUUCCGAGGCAGAAUACUGGAGACUACAGACUGAAGACAGUCAAACCUUAUUCAGACACAUGAUGAGAGAAGGUUCUGUUCAAUGUGGAGCUGCAGGGCUGAGGGGCUACACUCUGCCAUCUUUAACUGUUACUGAUCUGCAAUUCUACCCUGAUAUUAGCUCCUGUGGAAGGUGCAGGACUUCCUCAAGGGCUGGAAUUCACUCUGGUGCACAGAAUGACAUGAGACUCACCUGUUUGUUAAAUGUCAUUUCUGCCACACGUAAGGGAUGGUGACACAGAAUUUGGGCUCACCAUCUAGAUGAGAACACAUAUUAUCAUGUAUCUAUGAAUAUGUGCGUGAAAUACAUGCAAGCUAAGCUGAGAAUCUGCACCAGUGUUGUAUUUGAGAUUUGCAUCCCAGUGAUGCUCCACUCUGAUCAUUUCUCCUGCAUUUGUAAAAGAAAACGCUACUGAGGAACUUGAAGGGCCAAAGAGCCUCUGAAAUUAACUGCAGGUCAAGAGAGAAUCUCUCAGUAAGACUGAACACAGUGAUGUACGUAUAAAGCACUAAUAUCCAGGAUCCAGGAUUCUUUCUGAAGGAAAGGGCAAGAGAGGAAAGGAUGGCUGCACUGUGUCAUUACAGGCUCAGGAUGUAAGGAUUAUGUAUUUUGUGAGUAGUUUCAGCCACAAUUAAGACACAUUGGAUAUGGUAACAGGUUCACAAUGGUACCAAAGUCUUUUUUUCUUCUUCCUUUUUUUUUUUUUUUUUCCUUUUGAGUUUUGCAUAUAAUUCAGUGCUUAUAGCCUGGAGUAAAUCAUUCAGAUCUUCUGGCAGAAUAAGCUGAGCAGAACUGUUAACAGGAGAUUGCAUGCAGCAAGUCCAGCCUCCUCCCCAGCCAAGGCACUGAACCUACAGCCGUUCUCUUAAAUGUAAGCACCUGUGUCCAUAGCUCCAUUGCAGGGGACCUACUUACUGCAUCUGAUUUAGGAGCAGAAUCUCUUCCCUUGUUAAAAUAUUGUUCUUCAAACAGUUCACAGGUUAGCAGCCAAAUUCUUCUUUCGCCCAAAUCCUCAGUUUUUACAGACACUACAGCCAAAUUUUCAGGUGGUGUAAACUGGUGUGGCUCCACUGAAGCUAAGUAAGUGAUGCUCAUUUUCAGUAGGUGGGAUCAGCUAUGGAAAUCCAGCACAAGUUAAUACAUAUUAUAAAGUAGCUUCUUGAUUUUGUCAUGUUUAUUUCAUGUUCAGAAGUCUUAAAGCUUUUCAAUGUGUUUUCAUUUUUAGCUGUGGAUUGUAUUACUUUAAAAAAAAAAAAAAAAAAAGCAGCAAUAGAUUUUGUUUAGCUUAUGCAUCAAUGUUCAUUGCAUAUUGCAUUUCAUUAGCUGUUCAUACACUCCCAUUUAGCCUCCAGGUUUCCAUUGUAGUGCAAUCUGCGUUGAAAAGUUGGAUCUCUGUAUUGUUAAUUGUAUAAUAUAUUGAGCAUUAUGAAAUUAAAUGUACCUUACUAUGUGGGUGGGAGAGAGAGGAAAUAUUUUUACUUGAAGCCUUAAUAUUUUCUUUUUUUACUGCUUUGUUUGUUGACCUCAUAGGAAAGUCUAAAUAGCAAAGACUUUGGGCCAAAUACUGCACUGAUAUGCAACCAGCAUUUGGCCCCCACGUCAAAACUGGACGCAGACAAAACCUGAAGGUAACAGGGGAGAAAGCCUCAGGGCAGCAUCUUUUCCUGGAGGCCAUUAGAACAGCCUGAGCACUGUGUCUGUAAGUAAGCACAUUAAAGAAGUCCUCAAGUCUUGAAUUUUAAAGAAAGGUGAUAGCAGGACCUGCCCAAAUAUCUUACGUUUGCAUUUUCUUUUUUAAAUUAAAACAGAUGUAAUUGCAGUUUGGUCAGAGCUCUAAGGGUUGCACUAAGGGCUGUGUUAGUAGCCAUGUGCAGCAAAUGAACUGUGCUGAGUUGCCAUUCUGAAAUUGCUAACAAGGCAUAAGGACACAUCAGCUUGGCCUGAGAUGAUCACCCUGUGGGUGUUACCGUGGUGCUCCUCGGGGAAUGCCUACUCUACAAGCCUAAUGUGGAAAUGUGGUUUUCUUUGGACUAUAUCUAUGUCCAGACUAGAUAUAUAUAUAUAGACUUAUAUAUAUAUAUAUACACACAAUUUUUAUUUUUAUGUGGGGAAAAUGAGGUUAAGAUUGCUGUCCCUGACAGUCUGGAAAGCUAAUGCUGAACCGUUUCUAUGGUCUGUAUUUCACCUGUUCUGCCACCUUGAAUUGUUGGAAUGUAUCCGUGCAGGCUUUGUGGAGCUCUGUCUGUAACCUUUUUUGUGGCUCUCGUAAUACAUAUAUAUAUUUUUAAACCUUUGAGUCACUUCAGUACUUUAAAGUGUCCAGCGUCCCUGGUGCGUUACGCCUGACAUGGCCUCGUGUGCUGAGUCGGUUCGUGGGGUGCUGCCCCUGUUCAUUUCUGCUUCUGCAAAACAUGGACUGAAACAGCUGAACUGGGCAGGCCAGUUCCAGUGCAGAACCCAUGGGUGUCAAAAUAUUAAACCAAGUGAAUGCAGGUGCUCAUCUUCAAGGUGCUUUGAGUAGAAAAUAAGAACCUUCUAAAAAGUGCCUCCUGGUUGUGACCAACGGAUCGUGCUUCUGGGGCCGCAGCGGGUGGUGCAGGGCAACACGAAGUGAAGCUUCUCCCAGUGUCUGUUGUCGAAGUUGUGGGACUAAAUAGGAAUCCUGUGGUCCAGCACAAUUGGGAAUUGUUGCUACAGAGUAGUGUGGAAAAAAGUGUCCUAUCCAGGAUAUCUGGAUGUAUACAUCCCAAAGAUGUGUGACUUCUCAUCUAUCUGUCUUCAUCUGUUUCUGUUCUUUGGAAACACGUCCAUUUGAUGUGUAAGAUUGGCUUAUAACUCACACAACUGCCAAACUCCUAACCGCAGCUGCUUCAGGAUUUCUGAUGCUGUAAUUUGCAUAUGUAGACUAAUUAUAUUGAGCAAGAACCCAUUCAAACUUGUUCAUUAUAAAUACCAAUCGUAUCUGCGUGCCGUAGAGGCAGAGGUUACCUUACUGCAUGUCCAAAAGCUUAAUCAGCAGGCUCCAUUGAUGUUAACUAAGUCAAACAGAUUUAUGUAAGGUCAUGAACUGUUUUAGUACAUUUUAUUUAAAGACAUGUUGGCUUACAGAGGUCUUGGCUUUCCUCUCUCUAAGUAAUGGAUAAAUUAUCCACGUUUAUAUUCAAUCCUCCAUCACUGUUUUUUUUUUUCAUUCUGCAGGAUGAGUUUCAGUUCACAUUUUGGAACAUAAUAAGGAGAGACAAAGGGAACUAUUUAUACAGGUGAAUCUAUCUUCUAAGAGAGAAGCAGUUAUGUAAUAAAUGGAUUAGAGUUACUGUCAAAAUAGGUUUUGUUCAUCUUGUCACAAUAACUUGAAUUUUAAACUAAGGCUUGUUUCAUAGCUGAUAUCUGUAUAACCCUGAAACAUUUGAAAGGUUCCUUGGUUAGACAUUUCAAAUUAUAUGAAGAAAUAUGAUCUACUUCUGCAAAUUAAAGAGUCUCGGAGAAGUGAUGGUACAUUUUACAGUGCCUUAUAUAUAUGUGUAUAUAUAUAUAUGUAUAUAUAUAUAAUGCCUAUGUGUAUAUAAUGUAUACAUAACUGUACAUAUAUAUUCCAGUAAAACUAGUUCUAGGUGUCCCUAUCUGGUGUAUUUUAAAUGGAACUGAUCUGUGUUGAUAGACAAAGAAAUGGUUGUAUCAGCAGCAAAAUACAAAACCAAAAAUACUUAUUAAAACAUUAGCAAAUAAAACAAACUGAAAACAG
Tympanuchus pallidicinctus (lesser prairie-chicken) is the source of this 15364-nucleotide messenger RNA. It is a transcript of the gene ZDHHC8, whose product is annotated as zinc finger DHHC-type palmitoyltransferase 8. Gene Ontology annotation, molecular function: palmitoyltransferase activity. Bases 7113 to 9290 code for a protein of 725 amino acids. Gene Ontology annotation, biological process: protein palmitoylation. NCBI's taxonomy places the organism in Eukaryota, Metazoa, Chordata, Aves, Galliformes, Phasianidae. The transcript has 14 exons. The record is from RefSeq and is a predicted model, not a curated record.